Messenger RNA from Guillardia theta CCMP2712, 1137 nucleotides. RefSeq lists its product as hypothetical. The coding region runs from base 1 to 1137 and encodes 378 amino acids. NCBI's taxonomy places the organism in Eukaryota, Cryptophyceae, Pyrenomonadales, Geminigeraceae. The transcript is spliced from 13 exons. Gene Ontology annotation, biological process: regulation of DNA-templated transcription. The record is from RefSeq and is a predicted model, not a curated record. Gene Ontology annotation, molecular function: histone acetyltransferase activity.
AUGAGCAAGAUGAAGGAAAAUCAGACCAAUGGGGUCUCGAACAACGUCGAAACGGACAACAGCAGGAAAGAUGAUAAAGAGCUCAAGUUUUAUGUGCACUGGGUCGAUUUCAACCGACGACUUGACUCUUGGAUUGACAAGUGCGGGAUAGGAAACGUAAGUUCGACGAGUUCACACAUGAGAAUCAUGAUGACCAUGAGGUACGAUGAGCUCCAACUCUCUCCGAGCACGGAAAGAUCCUGUUUGCAGGGAUUGGGAGAGGCGGACUUGAAGGAGCACGAGGAGCUGACGAAAGUGAAGAAUGUGAACAAAAUUCAGUUCGGCAAGUACAUCUUGGAGACUUGGUACUUCAGCCCGCUGCCUAGAGAGAUCUGGAAGGCCGGAGACGACGUGAUCGACCAGCUUUACAUGUGCGAGUUUGCCCUCAACUUCUACAAGACCAAGGCAGAGCUCGAACGACACCAGAAGAAGAACACCAUGCGGCACCCGCCGGGCGAUGAGAUCUACCGGAAUGGCGACCUUUCGGUGUUCGAGGUGGAUGGAGAGAAGUCCAAGAUAUGGUGUCAGAACCUUUGUUACCUCGCAAAGAUGUUCUUGGACCACAAGUACCUCUACUAUGACGUCGACCCUUUCUUCUUCUACGUUGUGUGCGAAUGUGAUUCCCAGGGGUUUCACAUCGUUGGUUAUUUCUCGAAGGAAAAAGAAUCUGCAAACGGCUACAACCUUGCUUGCAUUUUGACUCUCCCUCAACAUCAGAGGAAGGGAUACGGCAAGUUCAUCAUCAACUUCUCCUACGCUCUCAGCAAGAUCGAGAAGAAGCACGGCUCGCCUGAGAAGCCGCUCUCUGACCUCGGGCGCGUUAGCUAUGAGAGCUUCUGGGCACGGAGACCCAACCCUGAGGAUCGGAUGAUCUCCAUCGAGGAGCUGGCGGAUGCCACUGCCUUCACUCUUGUCGAUAUCAAGGCGACGUUGGACCGACUUCAGAUCCUCCAGUACAACCAGGGGCAGCACUACAUCAACGCCAACCCCAAGAUCAUUGACUACCACCUCCAGAAGUGCGGGGGGGAGGGGAUCCCCGUCGACCCCUCCAAGAUCCACUGGACGCCCCAUCUCACCAACGAUCGAUGGCUGAGGUGA